AUGGACUCAGAAGAGCGUGCCGCGCGACACAGAGAGCUCAUAAAAUCUGCCCGGAAGGCCUACAAACGCGCUCGACAGCAAUCGAGGGAAGAACUAUAUGAUACGCCCCAGUUUUGGAGAACAACACAAACUGUACUAGAUUUAGAGGAUGCUAUCAAGGAUUUGAUUUGGCAGCGCCGAAGCGAGACAUGGCCCACGGAUGAUGAUGCCUUCGAAGCGGCCAAGGAAGAAUACCUCAGGCAGAAAGCCGCCAGAGACGAACGGAGACGGUCAGCAAUGAGAAGGGAAGAACGUUACCAGAAGCGGGAGAAGGUGUUGACCUUCCCCAAGACGGGAAACAGAACAACAUUAAGAGCCAUUUACACUGAUCUGUUUCUCAGCAUAAGGGGAGAGACCUUUAGAGACAAACAGAGAGAUUUCAUCAAGUCCCUCACGGCAGCAUACGGAUCAAGACAAGAAGGUAGAGUGACCACUUAUUGCAAUAUCCUGACUGGGGAGUGGCACAUGCGACAGUUCUUCAUUACAGCGCACAUUUUUCCGUUGUCCUUUGGACAGCCAGCUAUGAAUCAUAUAUUCGGAAAAGAUGCUCAUGGCGAAAUUAAUACUGCGCGGAACGGUCUUUUUCUUCCCACUGAAUUCGAAAAGGCAUUCAACGCAUAUCAAGUUGUUAUUGUCCCUCAUGGAUCGCCCACGAGCCAGCCACGAGAGUGGCAGGUUAUUCUUCUUGACCACUCUGGCUUGAAAGAUAUUCGUGUUUCGGGUAUGACUUUUGGGGAGCUACACCAGAAAAAAUUGAUCUUUGCCACUGACGCCAGACCCCGAGCUCGUUACCUCUAUUUCCACUUUAUUCUAGCUAUGAUAUCUCACUAUCGUACCCAGAAGUCGGCCGGUGUUAUCAAAGACGAGCUCCCAGACUCCAUGAUACCAUCUCUGACUAGAGCUUGGGGUAGCGAGGGGAGCUACCUCACUGACGACGUUAUCCAUGGUUUCAUUGAAAAGGUCGGUCACGAACUUCCCGCAGAACUACAAGAAAAUAUGCGCAGCCAAUGUUUUCGUGGAUCAUUCGACUCUGAGGCGGAAGUUGACGAGAUCUGCGAGGCCGCCCAAGGAUUAGACCUGAGAAGCGAUGAGGAAGACAAUGACAGCGAUAGCGACGACGAUGAUUUCUUCGAUAUCGAUGAUGGAGAGAGUGAAGAAGAUAUGGGUGAUUCGGAUGAAGAAUGA
Arthroderma uncinatum is the source of this 1224-nucleotide messenger RNA. RefSeq lists its product as uncharacterized. NCBI's taxonomy places the organism in Eukaryota, Fungi, Ascomycota, Eurotiomycetes, Onygenales, Arthrodermataceae. The transcript has a single exon. Bases 1 to 1224 code for a protein of 407 amino acids. The record is from RefSeq and is a predicted model, not a curated record.